AUGUCCAAUUAUGCAUUUAUUCUGUUGAAUGGAGAUUACUUUUGCAAUCUGACAGAAGUUGGUUAUCUUGAUUGUGUUACUGUUACAUAUGAGUUGGCACUUCUGUUUUCUAGUCUGCCUGAGGUUCAUGCAAAUGCGAUAAAAACAUUAUGUGCUAUAGCCCGUAAUGCCCCAUCUGCUCUUGCUACCAAACUUUCUAGCCCCAGUUUUGUUGCAAGGAUAUUUGAUCAUGCUUUGGAAGAUUCACAUUCAAAGUCUGGCCUUGUGUAUUCACUUUCUGUAUGCAUUUCUUUGUUGGAUCCAAAGAGAUCAUCAGCGUAUUCUCCUUUGUUUCACUCUUUCCGAAAUCAACAUAUGUAUGAAUGUCCAGUUCCUGUUGAUCCAGAGACUGUUGGUGCAAUGCUCCCUAAACUUGGUGAUUUGUUAAAACUCUUAAACUUGUCAUCUAAUGAUAAAGUAUUACCCACAACAUAUGGAGAAUUACGGCCUCCUCUUGGAAAACGUCGUUUGAAGGUAGGUGCUUAAUUUGUGUUGUAUAAA
Messenger RNA from Benincasa hispida (wax gourd), 540 nucleotides. The record is from RefSeq and is a predicted model, not a curated record. NCBI's taxonomy places the organism in Eukaryota, Viridiplantae, Streptophyta, Magnoliopsida, Cucurbitales, Cucurbitaceae.